This is a messenger RNA of Penicillium cataractarum, 1881 nucleotides long. Its product is annotated as transcription factor TFIIIC subunit TFC1. Gene Ontology annotation, cellular component: transcription factor TFIIIC complex. The transcript has 5 exons. Lineage: Eukaryota; Fungi; Ascomycota; Eurotiomycetes; Eurotiales; Aspergillaceae. Gene Ontology annotation, biological process: transcription initiation at RNA polymerase III promoter. Bases 1 to 1881 code for a protein of 626 amino acids. The record is from RefSeq and is a predicted model, not a curated record.
AUGGAUACACAUCGCGAGUCGAGGACUGCCUCCUUCUACAAUAUCCCGCCCCUGCACCUGGUCAGCGUGGAACACCCUGCAGUGAUCCGCAACCUUGAUAAAGCCGUCGCCACGCUGCAGGGCAACACCGGCAUCCAGAAAAUCCUGAACCCUCCUAAGGCUGAUACACCAAUUAAUUUGAUGCUGCGGCCGGAAGAUGCCAUGUCGCGACCCAUCCAGUCAACAAGCUGUUCAUCAAAUAAUGUCCUCAUUCAAGUCACUGUGCCAAAGCGGACGGGCCGGAAGCGCAAGAGAGGCACGAAUGAUCCCUUCGUUGAUGCUACGCCGGAGAACGGAGAGCCCUUGCGGCGGCGCCCAGCAAAAGAUAUCAUGCGCAGUCUUAGCGACAAUCCCUCAAAGUAUAGGGUUGAAGCAGUGGGCAAGAUUGAUCGGACUCAUGUUUUUCGAGGUAUGCCUGACUUUGUCUACUCGACUAUGAACAGCGCCUUCACCAAUAAGUUUCGAGAACAAAUUCUUCCAUAUGAGUUGGAGAAGAUCAAGCAGUUCGAUAUCGAAAUGACAAAAGGCGCCACGCAGAACGUGGAUCUCAUUCCCCCUCCAUCCUUCAGCCAAGGAGAGGUGCCUUUCCAGUACAUAUACCGCCAAAACCCCAUGGUGAAAAAGGCCGUCGAUCAAUCCGGCGAAGUCACAACGGUCAACACGCAACAAGCAGCCCGAGUCCGCACUCACCUAGUCCCCUACGACAUCCCCCAAGUCCCAAACGAACCCCAAGAAGGCCUCCUCCCAAUCGAGGAACUCGAAAAAGGCCUACGCGCAACCAUCCAAUUCCUCGAAGAACUCUUCUCAAAGCGACCCGCAUGGACUCGCCGCGCAAUCCGCAAUUACCUCACCACCGACGAACAGCGAAACUUCCUCCGCCACGCCGUGCCCUACGUUGGCUACAUUUUCCGCUCUGGACCCUGGCGCGAUGCAAUCGUCAAACUGGGCCACGACCCGCGCACUUCCCCAGAUUACCGUGACUACCAGACCUUCAUGUUCCGCAUCUUACCGCGUGAAGCAGAGCUCGCCCGCGACGGCGGCACAGGCCGUCGCCACAAUAUCCCCCGUACAACAGUCGACGAGACGAGUCAAAACUCCGAACUGAAAAACACACACCACUUCACGGGCAAACUACCUCUACCACGCGACGGCCGGAUCUGGAUGGCCUGCGACAUUACAGACCCCGUCCUGAAAAAGAUCCUCUACCCGCCCAACCCACCAGAGAACUUCCUCCGACCGGACUGCGAGAUCAUCACGGACGGAUGGUUCGGUAACGGCACGCUGGCCAAAGUGAAAACGAUCAUGCGGUGGAAGAUCCAGGCGCUCAUCGAAGAUCGACAACCGCGCGACUCGGACUUUUGGCGUAUCAUUGCGUUCCCGGAUCAUGCGUACACGGAGGCUGAUUUGGGGCUGUUUACGGUUCCGUUGGAGGGGACGACUAGUCGGGAGGUUAGUAUGGCUACAGAGACGAGAGCUUCGAUUAAGGGGGCGCCGUUGUGGAGGAAGAUGCAUGAUCGGGGACGGGGGGAUUUGGAUGGGGAGAAGAUGGGGGUGUUGAAGAGGGCGAGGGGGAAGGGGAAGAAAGGGAAGGCUGUGGUGCUUGAGGUUGAGAGUGAAGAGGAGGUGGAUGUUGGUGGUAAUGGGGAGGAGAGUGAGGGUGAGGAAGAGGAGAUGGAGAGAGUGGAGAUGUGGGAGGAACAGGCUGCUGCUGCGGUGAAGGCUCGAGAGGGUGCGUUGGCUGAGGAGGAUGAUAACGAGGAUGAUAAUGAUGUUGAGGUUGAGGUUGAGGAUGAAGACGAGGACGAGGAUGACGAGGGUGAUGAAAUGGAUGGUGAUGAGUGA